CGACCGACUUCCGCCGGUGGUCUUCCUCAAGUAGGUGGAAGUCCGACUGCUUGCACUGCAGCAUCGGCAGUGGCCUCAGCGGCUUCAGCUGCCGCCGCUGCCGCAGCCUUUCUCUUCUCCGACAGCCUAAGACGCGCCGGCGGCUCACGACCUCUUUCUACUGAUGGCUCUCAAACUCCGGAUCGCCAUCUGGUGCCCACCGGUCUCCUUCCGCUGAUUGAAAAUGUUUCUCGGUCUAAUCUAAAUUCCGGGGAAUGUAGACGAGUUUCUUCCUUCAUCGUUUCCAAUAGAGAGGGGAACGGAUUUGUAUCGAGUGACGGAAACAGGGGCCAGCCCGAUUCCACACAUGAAGGCUUUUCUCAUAAUCUUCACAGUGUCGACACAACUGCUCCCGAUGGUCCGGCUUCGGCUCCUAUGAUUCGGCAGGCUACUGGAAGAACGUCUACAAAUGCGGACAGUUGGGCCGGAAGUGGAGCAGGCAGGACAUGUGUCGGAGGCUGCCGAUUAGGCUCGGCCACGCCUACUAUGGGCUCUACAGGUGGUGUACACGGCCAGUUGGUCAGCCUGAUUCGUCAGUCUCCGACGGCCAAUGGAGUGAGUUUAAUUGUCAUCUGUCCUGGGAAAGGUGAUGCUCUGUGCAUUAUGAAUGACGAGAUUCGUUAA
Messenger RNA from Protopolystoma xenopodis, 663 nucleotides. The record is from the annotation of a GenBank genome assembly. NCBI's taxonomy places the organism in Eukaryota, Metazoa, Platyhelminthes, Monogenea, Polystomatidea, Polystomatidae.